This is a messenger RNA of Bipolaris victoriae FI3, 1179 nucleotides long. RefSeq lists its product as hypothetical. Gene Ontology annotation, molecular function: protein binding. The transcript is spliced from 3 exons. The coding region runs from base 1 to 1179 and encodes 392 amino acids. NCBI's taxonomy places the organism in Eukaryota, Fungi, Ascomycota, Dothideomycetes, Pleosporales, Pleosporaceae. The record is from RefSeq and is a predicted model, not a curated record.
AUGACUACGCCCUAUACUACACCUCCCGGUUCCUCGGAGAGACGCGCCAGCAUCGGCGAGACCUCUAACCCGAUCGUUAUUUCGUCACCUAGCCCCCAACUAAAACCAUUCAAGCCGCACCAGAUGCUCAUGCAGACUCCCGUCGAAAUCGAGUGUGGUCCAGAUCUCUCUAUCAAGCUUACUAUUCAUGAAGAGCUCCUGCGUUGCCAUAGCGAACUCCUCCAGGAUCGCUUCACCAAGGCCAAGAUUCUGAGAAAGCAGUUUGAACAGAUCGAUCACCUUCGUGACCAGAUCGCAGCACAUGUCUUCCCAGAGGUCACUGCAGAGGAUUUUUCAGCUGGAGAUCACGAAGAAAAGGCACUGCCUCUCAUUAUUCGCGCGCAUGAGAGAUUCCCUAUGCCUGGCUACGGACAGGCUAUCAAGAGACUGAUCGACGAUGCAACGGGAACAGAGGUGCAGUUGAAGCGUGUCAAGACACGCAUGCUACACGACGCCAUUCGGGAAGAAAAUACAAAAGUACGUCUAACCUACAUCAAUGCCUUCGGUUUGCACGCAAUCACAGAGAAACUAUUUGCUGGAAUCCACCGAAUCAACAAGAGGGAAUUUGAUAAAGCCAAAGACGAUGUUGUGCGAGCUGCAGCUCAGAAACGCAUCCUUCUACCAGAAGCGGAGCCAGCUACUAUUCAAUCGGUAAUGGGUUGGAUCUACAAAGGAAAACUGGACUGCGAAGACCCGCAAGAGCUCUACGACACGCUACAGCUCGCCACACGACUGGGCGUCAAGGCCCUGGGUGAGUCUUGUCACUCCAAGCUGUACAAUGCCGCCAAUGAUAGGAUCCAAGACGCCUUAGCCAACGGCAUAUCGCUCAAAACCCUGUUGGGAUACGGGCCUGAUCCAGGUGAUCGCGUCAUGGAAGUAGUAUUCAAGCAUGCAUUCAAGGAUAAUGACACACCGAAGAGGCUUCGAGAGAUGGUCGUCAACACCCUGGCCACCAACCUCAACGCAGCACUGUGGACUGAGAUCAAGGACGUGGUCAGCCACAGCAUGGCUUUGCAGAUCGUUGAGGCAAUGCUGGAAUAUCAAGAGCAAGUUGCAGAAGGUCUACUUGACCAUGCCGAGAUCAAGCAUGAGGAUGAAAGAGUUCGUACUGUGUCCCCAAUGCCUGCCAUCAAGGACUGA